Akanthomyces muscarius is the source of this 1587-nucleotide messenger RNA. RefSeq lists its product as uncharacterized. Gene Ontology annotation, biological process: transmembrane transport. The coding region runs from base 1 to 1587 and encodes 528 amino acids. The record is from RefSeq and is a predicted model, not a curated record. NCBI's taxonomy places the organism in Eukaryota, Fungi, Ascomycota, Sordariomycetes, Hypocreales, Cordycipitaceae. The transcript is spliced from 2 exons. Gene Ontology annotation, cellular component: membrane. Gene Ontology annotation, molecular function: transmembrane transporter activity.
AUGGAGGACCGACGCGCCUCUGCCACGCAGCAGGCCGACAUUGCCCUUGCCAAUCUCGGCUACAAGAGCGAGCUCCCGCGUAACCUCAAGAUGAUGUCCGUCCUCGGCCUGUCCUUUGCCAUCAUGGCCGUGCCCUACGGCCUCUCCACCACAAUGUCCUACUCGCUCGUCAACGGCCAGUCCGUCACCACCCUCUACGGCUGGUGCCUCGUCUCCAUCAUCUCGCUCUGCAUCGCCGCCUCGCUCGCCGAAAUCUGCGCCGUCUACCCAACCGCCGGCGGCGUCUACUACUGGAGCGCCAUGCUCUCGAGCCGUCGCUGGGCGCCCAUUGUCAGCUUCAUCGACGGCUGGCUGACGCUCGUCGGCAACUGGACCAUUACCCUGUCCAUCAACUUUGGCGGCGCCCAGCUCAUUGUUUCUGCUAUAUACAUGUUUGACGAGAGUUAUGUCAUUCAGUCCUGGCAUACGGUUCUGAUCUUUUGGGCGAUUAUGCUCGUCUGCGCCGCCAUCAACGCCUUUGGCUCGAGAUACCUCGACCUCAUCAACAAGGUCUGCAUCUACUGGACCGGCGCCAGCGUCAUCAUUAUUCUCGUCACGCUCCUGUCCAUGGCGGACACGCGCAAUUCCGGCCGAUAUGUCUUUGCGCACUACGACAGCUCUGAAAGCGGCUGGCCUGCCGGCUGGUCAUUCUUUGUUGGUCUGCUCCAGCCUGCAUACGUCCUCACCGGCUACGGCAUGGUCGCGUCCAUGUGUGAAGAAGUCCAAAAUCCCGAGCGCGAGGUCCCCAAGGCUAUUGUCCUCUCCGUCGCCGCCGCCGGUGUCACCGGCCUCUUCUACCUCGUCCCGCUGCUCUUCGUCAUCCCUGAGGUGGGCGCCCUCCUCAAGGAAGCCAACGACCAUGCCGGUGGCCAGCCCAUCGGCAUCAUCUUCAAGCACGCCACGGGCUCUGCCGGCGGUGGCUUCGGUCUGCUCUUCCUCAUCCUCGGCAUUCUCAUGUUUGCUGGCAUUGGCUCCUUGACGGCCGCCUCGCGUUGCACCUACGCUUUUGCCCGCGAUGGUGCCAUCCCCGGCUACAAGCUGUGGCGUCGCAUCAACCACCGCUUCGACAUGCCCAUCUGGGCCCUUCUCCUGUCCACGAUCGUCAUCUCUCUCCUCGGCUGCAUCUACUUUGGCUCCCCGACCGCCUUCAACUCCUUUACUGGCGUCGGUACCAUCUGUCUCUCCGCGUCCUACGCCGUGCCCGUCAUCGUCAACCUCGCCCAGGGCCGCGUCGCCGUCAAGGACUCGCCAUACUCGCUUGGUCGCUGGGGCGUGGUGGUCAAUGGUGUCUGCGCCGUCUGGAUCUUCUUUGCCAUUGUCAUCUUCUCCAUGCCCAGCGCCCUGCCCGUGGAGGCCGACACCAUGAACUACGCCUCGGUCGUCUUUGCGGGGUUUGCGGCGAUUGCGGGCCUCUGGUACCUGGUGCAUGCGCGACACAACUUCACCGGCCCGCCCGUGCUGCGGAGCGACUCGGUCGGUGCGACGGACGGUGUGGCGCCGCGGGACUCGCAUACCGACUCGCCGGAUUGCGAAAAAGAAGCAAAGUAG